AUGGAGGUAACUCUCAUAGGGCCUCUCUUGAAGGCAGCUCAAUGGAUAUACCAAAGUCUAGAUACGUAUAAAAGUCUCGACGAUUCCAUCGGUGCCCUUAUCGAGCAAGUGAAGUGUCUAACUAAAAGUAUCGAAAUGCUCAAAAAUAUGGCCGAGAGGAGACGUUUAGCUCGUUCAUGCAAUAGUCUUCUCGGUGACGCAGAUCCAAUAGAGCAGGAACUUAGCGCCCUCCUUAAAAACACCGACCAGACACACGAUGAAGUCGAGGAGUUCCUCAGAGAGAUGAAAUUUGAGCUUGAGAUACCCCAGAAUCUUAACGGGGAGUGGAUUGCAGCACCCAAUUCAACUAUCAAAAGCUUCUUCCGGCAAGAGGGAAUCCAGGGGAAACUGAGAGUUUUCAAGCACCGCUACCAAACACUAGCCAACAUGGUUAACUUCCUGGCAAGCACUUUGCAAUGGCAUACUACGCAAGAGUUAAUCAGUACAUUCCCAUCGAAGAAUUCGAAAAACCACCCGCGGACUCCUAAACGGAGGUUAGGUGAUCCAGAAUUGCUGCUUCUCCCUAAAGAUUUGGGCGCAGGAGGCAAGUCGACAGCUUUUCAACGUUUCACAGAGCAGGAGUUUUUAGAAUCCGUAGAUCUGAGCACAAAUGGGUCGACCAUCAUGGAAAAUGAAACUACAACGGAAGUGGAGGCUUCUUAUACUGACUCGCAGGAAUGGCUGUUUCGGAAAUUCUACGAGCAAGAAGUAGCACUAGAGAACUUUAAAAUUUGGUAUUUAUUGAGAAAAGUGCUACUGUGGGUCGGUGAGUGUGGAUCGAGUAUUGAAGGACUGAAGAGGGGGAAUCCGGAGUAUGUAGAAAACUACGCUCAACUCAUGAAAGCUGCUUGGCUCCUCGUCGGAGUAAUGAAAGCUUUUCCGGCAGACAGCACCGUCGGUCAAUUCAAUGAAAGUGUUGUGAUUGCAGUACAAUAUCAAAUACACGAGCUUCAACCAGUCGCCGGGGAAAUCCCAUCCUUAGAUUCGGUUCAGAAAGUGCCACGAGGAAUCUUGGACCUAAAUCUAAGCCGUGAAGAGGAAACAAAGAUCGCGCAGUGCGAGAUUCAUAGUUUCGAUGACCCGUCUGAGGUUGUUAUCUUCCAAAAAGCAGUCCAGUAUGAGGGAUAUAAACGGGAGAAGCGCUUGAUCAAAGUUUUGUUCGACAAAACCGGCUUCCAUGGAGACUCUCCAUGGUUUAAGAGUACUACAAUGAUAGUCGACGACCAACAACUACUUGGCGAGCCAGAAGAAGAUGAUUAUUGGAUUCAGAGCAAGAAUGGGCGAAUCCGGUACGAUAGAUUGAAAACACGCUUUACGCCCCUAUUCCCCAGCUCAGAGUCGAGAGUGGUAGAAAACAACCUCUCUGAGGUGGCGUUGGAUCGCGAUAUUUCCCUAAAGGGUGUCGAGGAGGGCACUCACACUGAUAGAACCGUUGAAAUAGAGUUUGAAAACCAGGAGGGUGAGUCCGACAAAGCCCUAACGCUGCAAAUUUCCAACAUGCAAUUUGCGGAUACGAAAUCCGAGAAACCUUGUAAGACGCUUCGACAGAUCCCUGAUGCAUAUUAA
This is a messenger RNA of Orbilia oligospora ATCC 24927, 1605 nucleotides long. RefSeq lists its product as uncharacterized. The transcript is spliced from 7 exons. The record is from RefSeq and is a predicted model, not a curated record. Lineage: Eukaryota; Fungi; Ascomycota; Orbiliomycetes; Orbiliales; Orbiliaceae. Bases 1 to 1605 code for a protein of 534 amino acids.